Messenger RNA from Phycodurus eques (leafy seadragon), 2410 nucleotides. RefSeq names its product ring finger protein 4 (gene rnf4). The transcript has 7 exons. Bases 1667 to 2347 code for a protein of 226 amino acids. Gene Ontology annotation, biological process: positive regulation of transcription by RNA polymerase II. Gene Ontology annotation, molecular function: zinc ion binding; transcription factor binding. NCBI's taxonomy places the organism in Eukaryota, Metazoa, Chordata, Actinopteri, Syngnathiformes, Syngnathidae. The record is from RefSeq and is a predicted model, not a curated record.
UGCCGCACGCUCCAAACACGUCAACACGAUAAAACAUCAGUUUGAUGAUCACGUUCUAAAAUGUCAAAGAUUAAUUGGGUUACUCGGGACGAACAUUAUCAGACAGAUCUUUUCAAGGCGAUUCUAGUGCUACAAGUAUACGUUUCCUGUAACAAAUAUGAAUAAAGUUAGGAAUCUAUAAAGCUGGUGAAAAUGCACCACUUUUGUAGUUGAAUCUGAGUUUCUUUAUCCGAAUUUCAAAAGUCUCGCUAAACACAGAAACGGACACCAUGUAAUAAUGAGGAACUUUUAAGUAAUGAUAGAAAGCUGGAGGCCCAGAUUUUCUAAAUAAUGGUAAAGAGCCAAACAGUUUGCAGAAGGCGGUCAGGUGAUGUGGCACUUAAAAAGUCAGAAUACACGGGAAGGAAUAGAUAGAGGAUAUUUGAGAUGUAUUUGGAGUUGAUAAAAGUCAUGAAAUUAGCAUUGGAAGUGACGGAAAAUGUUAGCGUAACAUCACAAGUGAGUGGCCAGCGCUGUGUCCAAAAAUUGUGCGUGCGAAUUGAAGAAUUGACAUCUCUCUUGGCAGAAGCAGAUUUUUUGGAUUAGAAAAGUUUCUGAGGCAAAUGUUGUCCAGGAUUUGGAACACGUGUACUCGGUCAAUUGAGAAAUUUCAAAUUCGCGAUUAAAACUAGGUCGCAAGUUGUACGCCAUCAGUAGCGGUGUACAGUGUUCGUCGGAAAAUCUCGUCCGUCACUACUCUGAUUGCGCGACAGAGAGUGACGCUCGUCGAGGGGCCGACUGCUGGAUUCGCACACCCCGAGCGCGAGUAAACUCUCAUUGGACGUCGGCAAGUAGGCGUGUCCACGCUAGUUGACUCGCAACAAACUGAAUCAACACAACAUAUUGGAGCUAUAUACAACAAAUUUAUAUUAUUGUAAUUCCCUCGUAUGAAGAAUUCACAUAGAAACAAGAGCUGCUGUCUGCUACAACUUGUAUCCAUCUUUAAAAAAAAAAAAAAAAAAAAAAACCAUGGAUUGAGCACUUCAAACGCAAACCAAACGUUUUAGCACCAGUGGCCGUUUUUACAUGUAGACGUAUUUGAAGGAGUGGCAUAGAAACAAAAAUAAAUAAUGAAAAACAUCCCUCAGAAUUGGGCUUUGAGCUAGUCGCUCUUAAGACGCUGCGACGUUAUCAUCAGUCUACAAAUGACGAUGCAUUUCUCUUUCGCUCUCGCUAUUGAUCUUGCGUGUUGAUUGUAUUUUAUGAUGGCUACUCAUGGCCGGACGGCCAGAGCUGGGUAGAGUAGCCAAAUAUUGUACUCAAGUAAGAGUACUGUUACAUUACAAUAAUAGGACUCAAAUAAAAGUAAGAGUAAGAAAGUACUCAAUGGAAAAACUACUCGAGUAAAGACUUUUUAAAUUUGUUUUAUUUUAAAUCAGUGCAUGAACAUCAAAUCAAAAAAAAUAUGGGAGUCGACACACCCCUGCCACCAUUUAAAUUUUUAACUGGCACAAAAACAACAUUGGGCCCUACAGAAACAUUAUUUGUGUCAUGAACAGAACAGAGGAUAGGACCCAAAAAUGCACGACUCCAAAACAAAUGGACAGUAUCAAAAAAGAGGUUUAAUAUACGGGCAUAGGUCCGUACACAGGCAGGCAAUCCAAAAAAGGCUACCGUAUCCAAAAACAUGAGGCAAGAAGGAGAGGUCGAUAAUCGGAACAGGGUCUCGUGUUACUGUGAGGCGGAGAGGAAGCGAAGGGCCGUGGAGAGCCCGCUCGUGUCCGUCACCACCAAACCCCGCGCCGGCGCUAGCAGGGCCGCCAACGGCGACAGAAGGGCUUAUGGUAGCAGAGCGACAGUCAACAGACGAAGAAGCAGCCCCAGAGGGAGCCGGGCCCCGCACCUCCCGGCCUCCACCGAGACCAUCGACGUGAUGGACGGCCAAGAGGACGGCAUCGAGGAGGUGGUUGAUCUGACGUCCGAGGUGGCCGAAGUGUCGCACGUCGUUGACCUGACCAACAACGACUCUGUGCUGCUGGUGGAUGAAGGUCUCGACGGCAGGAGAAAUUCCUCAGCGGAAAGUUACGUUGUCAGUGAUGACGACGACGUGACCCCUCUACCCGGUGCCGACGUGUUGUCCUCGCUCCAGGCACAGAGCUCUGCCAGGUUAGCACCCGGAGCCAUCAGCUGUCCGGUGUGUAUGGACUCGUACUCGGAGAUUGUGGAGAGCGGGCGUCUGGUGGUGUCCACAAAGUGCGGCCACGUCUUCUGCAGCCAGUGCCUGCGAGAUGCCCUCCGCCGCUCUCUCACAUGCCCCACGUGCCGCAAACGCCUCACGUCUCGACAGUACCACCCCAUCUACAUUUGAUCAACACCGAUUGUGUACUUUUUUUUAAUCUGCAAAUCAAAUAAACAUGUUUGUGCCCUUGUU